GUUCCGAUCAACUUUCGAAAUCGCAAUCUACAUGAUCUUAUCCUGCUUUGUUCCCAGCACCUUCGGGCUCGUUUUGCAUUCGAGUGUUGUACCAUCAAUUGAAUCAACAAAACUCCUUCGAGACAGCGUAUCACAAAAAGCCCAAGUCUGUGACAGCGAAGACUAGGCAGACGAGAAACCUGUAGACUUAGAUCAUGGCCGCACCUGAAUUCCCAUGGUCGAAGCACGGCACACGAACAUCUCGCAAGUUGGCUGAGAGAAACGUAGACGACGUCCCGAUGGAUUUCGGGUUUCUGAAUACAGCAUUUGCACAGCCAAGCGAAGGUUAUGCAAGAUUCUCUCUUUUCCCAAGGCUGCCUCUUGAGUUACGAAGGCGUAUAUGGAAAUUUAGUUUACCGACACAACGACUUCUUAAAAUUACAUUAACGGCAGCGGGGUCGACCGGCGACCCUGCAUCGCCAUUCGAAAACAGCGUUAUGGACAGUCCAGUCCAUGCAACAUAUCAGAACGAGAAUCAUCUAGGAAACAUCGUUAGCGGUGCCGGCUACUAUGUGCGCCUGGAUUCAACAAAGACAGUCUCACCUCUGCUCUAUGUCAGUCAUGAGGCGAGUGCCGUCGUGCGCCGUAUCUAUCGUGUGCAAGUCCCCACAGUGCAAUGCAUAGGACAUACCAGAUCGCCGUUCUUGCAAUUCUGUCCAAAGAGAGAUACGAUUCUAGUUGCAAUCGAGCGCAAAGAAGAUGAGGCCUACUUUGCCGACUUCGUCCAUGAUGCGCAAGCAUAUGAUCCCAAGAGGGAGGGUGUCCUUCACUUGGCGAUAAUGGACAAGGGAAGUUCUCUCCAUCUACCCAUGGAGACUACAGACAUAGAUAGUCGGGCGCAACCUGCCAUGUACACUACUCUCACGAACCUGAGAACCGUCACUCUCAUCCACCUGCUCUACGCCAAGUCGCGCCAAAUGUUCUCCAACAUACUGUCAGACGUUCUUGCGAAUAAGGUAUCUCAAUCGGAGAAAGUUCGUUUCAAUCGAGCGUACCCAUUAUGGUCAAGCAAUGCCUCCUAUUGUGUCCUUCCCUCCGAUCCUCGUUGCAUAUAUCGCCAUCUUGAGUUAGUCGACUGUUCAUGGGACCCUCGCAGACUUAUCGACGCCUGGCGCAGGCUUGAAGCAGCUUCUGGUGUCUUCCCAAUUCCAGAAAACAAGAUGCGUGUCCUCAUCGCGACAAGUGACCGUGAUGGAGACCUUGCGAUAGCAUCCACCACGCAAGCGCGUCGCUUCAGACAGCAAGAGGAGGAGUCCUGGGUCAGUCAUUGGGAACUAGAGGGUACAUAUAAGGCAUGGUACCCCGAGAUGUCUAAUCCAGACAGUGAAGAAGAUCUGGAGUUCUCAAAGAGCCAAAACGCCAUAGGCUUCUGGUCGAUACCGCUCGAAGCGUUCGGUCCCGUGCCUGAAAUGCCAGAUAAUAAGCAGCAUCGAUGGGAAAUGACGCGACUGUGCAACUUGUCUGCCUUCCAGUCGCAGAUUCAGCUUGGUUUGUUCGAUGUGGUAGAGUAAAAUUGGAUCAGGGACCAGCUGUUGACAAACAGGAGCUCCAGCUUGGUGAGUGAUCUUUCCUUUUCAACGCUAAGCUUUUUUUUACAACCACUUCGGCAAUGAACAUAUAUUGGACCUGCAGUACCGGUGGUGAUUCGCUGUUGAAUACCUAUGAAAGAUGGGAUUCGGCCGAUGCAUUUUGCCCUCGCGGAGGCGCUGGGGAGGUAGUCUUGUUUUUGUGUGGACGUGGAGGUCGGAUCGCCACUCGUCAAAGCGGUCGACGAAUGCUUGAACGAGUUUGGAAGAACUCACAUUCACUAAGUCUUCCUUGCGUAACCACGAUGCCGACCUACUCAUGUGUCUCGUAUACAAUCAUUGUUGUAGUCUUCUGUCUUCAGUGCAUUCUUCCCAGC
Boeremia exigua is the source of this 1942-nucleotide messenger RNA. RefSeq lists its product as uncharacterized. The transcript has 2 exons. NCBI's taxonomy places the organism in Eukaryota, Fungi, Ascomycota, Dothideomycetes, Pleosporales, Didymellaceae. Bases 195 to 1550 code for a protein of 451 amino acids. The record is from RefSeq and is a predicted model, not a curated record.